Molecule: messenger RNA, 357 nt
Organism: Cylicostephanus goldi
Lineage: Eukaryota; Metazoa; Nematoda; Chromadorea; Rhabditida; Strongylidae
Source: the annotation of a GenBank genome assembly
AUGCCGUUUGGCCAAUUGCCAGUACUUGAAGUUGAUCUCAAAGAAGUGGCGGAAUCACCAGACCACAAAAAUAUGCCUGGCAACGAGAAGACAAGGAAACUGGCGCAAUCAUUCGCCAUUGCGCGAUUCCUUGCUAAACAAUUUGGACUCUCACCGAAAUGUCCUUUCGAAGAGGCACUCGUCGAUUCGCUCAUGGAUCAGUACAAAGAUUUCAUGAACGAGAUUCGCCCGCUGCUCAUGGUAGUCAUGGGAUUCGCGCAGGGAGAUAUUAUAGGUGUACAGUUGGACAAGGGGUCUUGCAGCAAACAGAACCUGCUUAUACCUCAAUAUCGAUUUACUAUGGUACUGCUGGAAUAG